UGUUGCACGACGUGCAACGCAUAUUGGGCAUAGGUAUUGAAGGUUCACUAUCGGCUGAACCUGCUGAGGGGAGUGGAAGCUCGCUAUUGCUGGUCUGUUUGAGGAGCCCAUGUCCGAGCUACAACAGAAAGGGAUAUUCACCAGCGGUUGGAUCAACGUUGGUGAAGUUAUGCACUUGUGCCAUCGGUCCCAGGCUAUGGAGACCUACUCGACAGCCUAUUAAAUAGUUGUUGUCGGCUCUACAUUGCUGGCGGAUAAGACUAGAACCAGCAUGCGACCUCACCCGAUACUAACCGUCAACGCCGAUCAGGAUGAGAUCACUUAGGGUGCGGUGACGCUGAAGUACAUGUAUCGGCAACUGGGAAUGGCAUCUAGGGUUGGUUGCAAGACCAUUGCUGGUUGCCUCACAUUGCUUCAGACAUGGAUUUACGAGUACUUUUCGACUUUCCGCUCUCAUCCUCGUCAAGAAAAUGUGGCUAAUAAGACUAGGGCGGAGAUGUGGUCCACGCCCAAGCCAGGUCGUGAGAUCAACAUGCUAAGGGACUGCAGGAGUAUAUUGGACUCCAUGACGGAAACUCAGGUGGAAUGGACUUUGUACAUGACUUUUCCAAAGGCAUUGCUAAAUGAGCACCCACGCACUGCCUACAUCGGGGGUAUCACUUGCUUUGAUAUCGUCGAGGUGUAUUUUUUGGAGAGGACAGUGCGACAGUUGGGCUUUGUGUAGGCUAUUCCCCCCGCUCCUAUUAGACCAACCCAGGCUCUACGACCGGCACAUGGUACCUAUUUCGUGACCUUUGCUUCUCUGCCUAUUUACACGGAGACAUGGAGUAGGUUCCCCUAUUGUGGCUGCCUUGGUGAUCAGGCACUUCAUCGGGCAUCUGUUCCAUCAGAGGUUGAUCCUAGUUACGUUGACUGGUUUAGAGUGUCCUCCUACCCACACAUCCUCCCCGGCGAAGGACCGAGUGCAGGUUUUGGUCUAGCUGAAAGCAGAGCGGAAUACGUUAGUUUUUUUAAUUUAUUUUUUUUCUAUUAUGUGUUUUUGUUAUUUAGAUGCUGGUUUAUUUAUUUAUUUUAUAGUUUCUAAAUGAAUGGCCGAGUCAAGUCGCUCCAUUGCUGAGACUGCCUCCUGUUGCGGAAAUGAGCCCUCGGGAAAGACAAGCUAUUGAUCUAUACGUUGAUGAUGUUAGAGAUUUAUUUGCCGAAUGGCAAGCUUUUAAGGGGCAUGGCCCUUCAUAGACUGUAUGGUUUUGUAAUUGAAAACUA
Amaranthus tricolor (Joseph's coat) is the source of this 1263-nucleotide messenger RNA. RefSeq names its product protein MAIN-LIKE 1-like. The transcript is spliced from 2 exons. The record is from RefSeq and is a predicted model, not a curated record. The coding region runs from base 347 to 724 and encodes 125 amino acids. NCBI's taxonomy places the organism in Eukaryota, Viridiplantae, Streptophyta, Magnoliopsida, Caryophyllales, Amaranthaceae.